UAAAAGGAUCUGCUUUCAGAGCUUGGCAUCACAGAGGGCUGGUUGCUGAGCUCCCGACACUAGCAGAGUGUGAACCUGAACUACCUUGGAGGGAGAAAGCGGCAAACAGAAACCCCACAGAGAGACAUUUGCAGUCUAACCAUGAGCGAGAGAAAAAACACUGGAGCAAAAUAUGGGAAAGAGAAGACAUCUGAUGGAAAAGACGCAGCCAGAGCUUCGAAGGAGGAUGCCGAGGAAUUUGACAUAGACCUGGAUGCCCCUGAGACAGAGAAGGCUGCUGUCGCCAUACAAAGUCAGUUCAGAAAAUUCCAGAAGAAAAAGCAGGACCCUUCUUAGGCUUUCCGUUGGGUGCUGAGAAAAACAGCACACAACAGGUCAACUCACUCAUAGCUGUCUUCUAUUGGUGCAUGCAGAAAAGGAAACACCGUUAGUGUGUGCGUAUUGAAUAAAUUCCCGAAAAUUCUUAUGUAAUACUACCCUUAGCCAUUCACUUGUAACCUGUUCCUAUUAUUAUUCAUACCUUAAUAAAGUCAGUAUUGUACCUGA
This is a messenger RNA of Chiloscyllium plagiosum (whitespotted bambooshark), 546 nucleotides long. Its product is annotated as calmodulin regulator protein PCP4-like. Lineage: Eukaryota; Metazoa; Chordata; Chondrichthyes; Orectolobiformes; Hemiscylliidae. Gene Ontology annotation, molecular function: calmodulin binding; calcium ion binding. Gene Ontology annotation, cellular component: cytoplasm. The record is from RefSeq and is a predicted model, not a curated record.